This is a messenger RNA of Elaeis guineensis (African oil palm), 1974 nucleotides long. Its product is annotated as protein NODULATION SIGNALING PATHWAY 1. The record is from RefSeq and is a predicted model, not a curated record. NCBI's taxonomy places the organism in Eukaryota, Viridiplantae, Streptophyta, Magnoliopsida, Arecales, Arecaceae.
CUCUCUCUCUCUCUCUCUCUCUCUGUGUGUGUCUCUCGAUCACCAUGACCCUUGAGGAAGGACCAGACUCGGACCAAACAACCUACCACCACCAACACCACCACCUCCUAGAUUGGUUAGAGGACUCCAUCUCCUUCAUCCCCUCUUUCCUUGAUGAUCCCUACAGCAACACUGAAUCCAUUGCCGGCUACGAAUGGUGGACUCAGGACCAAGACCAAGCCAACCUCCUCCAGACGGCCCCCUCCACCACCCCCAUAGCCGUCCCCCCCGCCACCACUACUACCACCAUCACUCAGUCGCUUCCACAACCUGAAUUCUCCAAGAAACGGAAGCUGCCCACCAGUCCAAUCACCCCCAACAAGGUUGCAGCUCACGGAAACCAGCGGAGAACCGGGCCUGAUGCUAGCAACGAGGGCAAUGGGAAGUUUGAGGAAGAUGGCGACAUCCCCCAGAAGCCGGCGAGUGGGAGGAAGGGCCAGGGAAAGGGGAAUGGAGGGAAUUCCGGCAGUGGGAACAAGGAGGUGAGGUGGGCCGAGCAUUUGCUCAACCCCUGUGCCACCGCCAUCGAGGCGGCCAACCCCUCGAGAGUCCAGCAUUUAUUAUACGUUCUUGAUGAGCUCGCCUCCCCGUCCGGCGACGCUAACCACCGCCUCGCCGCCUACGGCCUACGCACCCUAACCCACCACCUCUCCUCCACCAGGAUCGCGGCGGCGGUGAACGUUCCCACCCGCGGCGGCGGCCUCGCCGACGACUCCCCGUGUUUCGUUUCGACGGAGCCGAAGCUCUUCCGAUCGGCGCUCAUCAAGUUCCACGACGUCAGCCCCUGGUUCGCCCUCCCGAACUCCCUCGCCAACGCCUCCAUCCUCCAAGCCCUAACCCUAGACUCCAACCAGCGACCGCGGCCCCUCCACCUCCACGUGGUGGACAUCGGCGUCUCCCACGGGGUCCAGUGGCCGACGCUCCUCGAGGCGCUGACCCGCCGCCAGGGAGGCGCCCCGGCCCUCGUCCGCCUCACCGUCGCCGGCGCUGCCGCCCCGCCAGGGCCCUUCUCCGCGGCGCCGCCGGGGUACGACUUCUCCUCCCACCUCCUCCGCUACGCCAAGUCCAUCGACCUUAACCUCCGGAUCGACCAGGCGGACUCCCUCGCGCCACGUUCCCUCUCCCUCGCCAGCGGCGAGAUCCUGGUGGUCUGCGCCCAGUUCCGGAUGGGCCACGGCGGACCGGAUGACCGGAUGGCGUUCCUCCAGUCGGUGAGGGAGCUAAACCCCGACCUGGUGGUGCUGAGCGAGGUCGACGGCGGCCGCGCCGGCGAUGGCGAUGGAAGCUUCCCGGCGGAGUUCGGGAGGAGGGCGGAGUUGCUGUGGAGGUUCCUGGACUCGACGAGCGCGGCGUUCAAGGGGAGGGACUGCGCGGAGAGGCGGGUGGUGGAGGGGGAGGCGGCGAGGGUUUUGGAGGGACGGGGGGUAGCGGAGGGGAGGGAGCGGUGGCGGGAGAGGAUGGUGGGACUAGGGUUCUGGGAUGAAGGCUUCGGGGAAGAGGCGGUGGAGGCGGCGCGGGCACUGCUAAGGAAGUACGACGGGAACUGGGAGAUGAGGCCGGCGGAGGCGGCGGUGGGGCUCUGGUGGAAGGGCCAGCCUGUGUCCUUCUGCUCCCUGUGGAAGCCACACACCGGACGCCAGUGAGAGAUCCAGUGCAACGACCGUAACGGCCGAGAUGGGGCUGCCAACUUUUCACACGAUCCGCGGCAUCGCUGCCGCCCGAUAUGUGGCCCCUCGCUGCCGCCUUGUGUUUGAUAUGAUCCUGGGGAAGAGGACGCCUGAAAUUGAUCUACUCUUCUUGUGGUACGAGAUAGAUGCGAGAUAAAUAAACUGUAAUGCACCCGUGUAUAGUGUCUGCCUUGUAACGAGCUUCAGUGGAAUUUCCAUGAGCUACAGUCUGAUGUAUAAUAUCAAGCCAAGUUUUUGAUGCUAUAGA